This is a messenger RNA of Moneuplotes crassus, 3130 nucleotides long. NCBI's taxonomy places the organism in Eukaryota, Ciliophora, Spirotrichea, Euplotida, Euplotidae. The record is from the annotation of a GenBank genome assembly.
GGAAAUUUUAAAAAUGGGAAGCCAGCUUUCGAAACAUUAUUCGGUUGAUAAGGAAGUUCAUUGACUUGGAGGGGUUAAUCAUAUGUGGAGAAUACAUAAAGCGACGAAAAAGGGGCCUAAUAAGAAGCCUGUCUCGGUGUUCAUUUUUGAUAAGAAGAAAUGUGGCCAGAAGGUCGUGGAUUUUUUGAAGAAAGAUGCAGAUGAGCUCGCUAGAAUCAAGCAUCCAAAUGUACUUACUUUAGAGCAACAACCUUUGGAAGAUAAAGCAUUGGUUUUUAUUACGGAGCCUAUUGAAUACUCUCUCGCCUUCCUUUUGGAUAAUUAUAAGAUGAAAAAUUCCUUACCUGGAGAACUAGAAGUCAAGUUGAUCAUGCUUGAGCUUAUGGAGGCAGUUCACUUUUUGCAUAAUACUGCUAAAUUAGCUCACUUGAAUAUCACUCCAGAGAACAUUUAUAUUAACAAUGAAGGGAAAGUCAAGCUCACAGGUUUUAAUUGAUGUACAGACAUUACAGGAACAACUGCUUCAGUGGAUUUUAGAUACAAGACCUAUUGAGAUGGCAAGGUCGCAUUAGCACCAAAUCUAAGAUUUUGAGCACCAGAAGUUGUGAAUGAGGGUCAAGCAUCAGUGCAAUCAGAUAUUUUCUCUCUCGGAUGAGUCUUAUACUAUCUUUUAAACAUAGAUAAGGGAGAGAAAGCUUAUGUCCUAAACAUUUCAGAUACUUUCAAUACAUCAGAGCAUUCUGUUGCAUGUAGCGACUUGAAGAAAAACUUAGAGACAAAAUUCUCGGGUCUUCCAUAUGCUUUAAAGCAUCUUCUUACAUCCUGAUUAGAUUCGAAUCCUGCGAACAGAGGAACCGUGAAUACUCUCGUUGAAAACCAAUUUUUCCAAGAUCCUUUAAUCAAGACAAUCAAGUAUUUAGAAUCAAUAGAGACUAAAGAGCAUCAUAAUGUUGUUCAAUUCCUUACUGGUCUCUCAAGGAUCCUUGAGAAGUUUGAUAAAAGAACUUGUGUGAGGAAAAUUAUCCCUCUCAUGCUAAAAUGUGUGAACAAAGAAGAUCUCUCUAUUCUGAUUCUCCCAGCUUUCAUUAAAAUGAUCAAAAAGGAAAACUUUAUGUCCAAAGAACAGUUUUAUGAAUAUGCCUGGCCUAAUAUUUCUAGGUUAUGCCAAGCAGGAGAGCUACAGGCUCAAGCUCUGUAUAUUCUUGUUGAUAACCUUGAGCUUUUCCAUGGAUUGCUCCAUGCAAAAGACUUCCAAGACAUUUUAUUCCCACUGCUUUUAAAAUCUCUAGAGUGUGGUGUUCAUAAACUCCAGGGACUAGGAGUUCAAAAGAUUCCCUUCCUAAGUAAGAAGAUAGAGUAUAUGACUUUCAAGAGUCAAUUAAUGCCAAGAUUCCUAAGCAUUCUGACGAAUAAGGACAUUCCUCUAAACCUGAAAGAGCAGGGAUGCGAAGUGCUCAUUCAAAUCCUCAGUGUGCUAGACAGAAAUUUCCUCAGGGAUAAUAUUCUCAAGACCUUACAAGCUUUGAGGGACAGCAUUAAUGAACCAACAAUAUGCAUGCAUAUCCUAACUCUUUACUCAGGCAUUGCAGGAACAUUAACUCCAGAAGAUAUUGGAAACAAGAUCUUGCCUGGCUUAAUUCCGAUGCUUAUCAGUGCUUCAUUCACUAAGGUUCAAUUCAGUAAGCUGAUCAGUACAAUUAGAACUUUGAUCGACCAACUAGAGAAGCACAGACUUAAAGACCUUAGUGAGAUGGAUCCUCUUGGAGAUGAAGAUGGAUUAACAAAAUCAAAACAAAAGGAUAUUUUCGCAGGACUUUCUAGUGAUGAUCCCCUUGCGUCACUCCCUCCACAAGAGAAUGCAGGAGAUUUUGAUUUCCUUAGUCAAAUUGAGGGGACUGGCCAAAUGCAGACCCCAAAGAAAUCAGCUAUUAAAACUGCUAAUCCCAAUGCUACUCCAUCUUCAGAUCCUUUCUCAGGUUUUGGAGGUGGUACAUCUAAACCUGCCUUUGGAGCUCCAGCAGGAUCGAAUAAGAAUGACAUUUUUAAAGGAAUAGGUACUUCUGCUCCAAAUGUUUCUCAAUCAAAACCAGUUGGAAGUAUGUCUCUGGGAGGAGGAACUGGGAUGAAAUCGGACCCAUUUGACACAUCUUCUCAGCCGAUAAAAUCUUUAUCUAAACCAAAUAGUACUUCUGGACAAAAGAAGGACAUAUUCUCUGGCAUGGAUCCUUUCUCAGGUUCAUCUAAUCAAAACUUAAAUACCAAAACUGGCAUUGGUGGAAUGCCAUCAGUCCCAAUAAAGAUGUCAACAGGAUUUGGAUCCAUCGGAGGCGGCGAUCCAUUCGCAGAACUUGAGAAUGAGUCGAAGGAUAAUCAGGAUAGUGGAUUUGGAAAUCUGGGAGGUUUUACUAAUUCUACCUCAAAGCCAAGUAAUUCAUUCAACCAAGGGACUAAACCUCAGUCUAAUUUUGGAGGACAAAGUUCUUCAAGUCCCUUCUCUGAUUUUGGGUCAUCUGGAUCUGCUAUUCAAAACAAGAAGCAGACAUCAAACUCAGCAUUUGAUUUUGGUGGAGGAAGCUCAGCUGCUAAACCAACCUCAUCUUCAGGAUUAGACUUUGGAGGAAAUUCAUUUUCAAAGCCAGCAAAUAAUUCAGGAUCAGGAUUUGGAAGCGGAAGUUCUGCUUCAAAACCAGCAUCAAGUUCUCCAUUUGAUUUUGGAAGUGGCAGCUCAGGUUCAAAGCCAGCUGCUAGCUCAAGUUUUGAUUUUGGAGGAAGCAGUAGCACAUUGCCAAAACCACCCUCAGCCACAAACACAGGGUAUUCAAGAUCUUCUGAUCCGUUUGGAGGAUCAUCUGCACCUCCAGCAUCAAAUUUCCCUUCUUCAUCUUCAGAUCCUUUCGGCUCCUUGUCCUCUGGAGUAUCAGGAUCCUCGACUGCUUUCGGAGGUCCUCAAAAUACAGGUUUUGGGACAACUCCAGCUACCCAGAGCACAGGAAUGGGCUUCUCUUCAGGGAUAGACAUGAACAAACCAAUGGACCAGAACACAAUGAAUAUGAUGAUGAACAUGAUGAGCAAUUUUACGAAUCAAAUGAAUAACCAAAAUAAUAAAUUUUAAAUAAAAAUCCAGCAUAAU